Messenger RNA from Arabidopsis arenosa, 450 nucleotides. The record is from the annotation of a GenBank genome assembly. Lineage: Eukaryota; Viridiplantae; Streptophyta; Magnoliopsida; Brassicales; Brassicaceae.
AUCGACGAAGACCGGAGAAAAUGGCGAAACCGUUGGGAACCACCGGGGAAUUUUUCCGGCGAAGAGAUGAAUGGAGGAAGCAUCCGAUGCUAUCGAAUCAAAUGAGACAUGCACUUCCAGGUCUCGGAAUCGGUGUUGCCGCCUUCUGCGUUUAUCUCGUCGGUGAACAGAUCUAUAGCAAACUCAUGGCUCCUUCUUCUCAAUCAUCGCAUCAGAAACAACCUGCUCCGUCUCACUGAGAUAGAGAUUAGAUUGUUUCGAUGAUAAAACCGUGGCGGAUAAAGAGCUGAGGGAUUCACAAUUUGCUGUGUUUUUCUUGGAUUGUCUCAAUAAGCUGUGAAUGAAAGACAACGACUUUGAUCUCUCUGUUGAAUGUUAUAUUCUUGUAUGACAGUUUCCAGUGUGGUUUCGUUAUGUGUUGUCUUUGCUUAAUAAGAAUUCUUAUGCAAU